This is a messenger RNA of Oncorhynchus keta (chum salmon), 1464 nucleotides long. Its product is annotated as NADH dehydrogenase [ubiquinone] iron-sulfur protein 8, mitochondrial-like. Gene Ontology annotation, molecular function: NADH dehydrogenase activity; 4 iron, 4 sulfur cluster binding. Gene Ontology annotation, cellular component: membrane. The transcript is spliced from 7 exons. Gene Ontology annotation, biological process: mitochondrial electron transport, NADH to ubiquinone; mitochondrial respiratory chain complex I assembly. Bases 100 to 732 code for a protein of 210 amino acids. NCBI's taxonomy places the organism in Eukaryota, Metazoa, Chordata, Actinopteri, Salmoniformes, Salmonidae. The record is from RefSeq and is a predicted model, not a curated record.
CGAGAUCUCUGUCAUAACGUUCUUUUACUUCCUGCCCACGCCGAUUGCACUUCCUAAUUCGUCCGCUGUUCUGGUUUAGAAGGCCAAAUAGCGACAGGCAUGUCUGCAGCGUUGCGUGUACUAUAUUCUGUGUCCCGGCCAGGCACCAUUGCGGCUGGACACAAUCUUGUGCGUCCAAUCAGUCUGUCGGCCCAGAGAGAGGGAUUCAAGUAUGUGAAUGCUCAGGAUCUGCCCACAGACAUGAAGUCCAUAACAGACAGAGCCGCUCAGACUCUGCUAUGGACGGAGCUCUUCAGAGGAUUGGGCAUGACCAUGAGCUACCUGUUCAGAGAGCCGGCCACCAUAAACUACCCGUUUGAGAAGGGGCCUCUGUCUCCCCGUUUCCGUGGUGAGCACGCCCUGCGCAGGUACCCCUCUGGAGAGGAACGCUGCAUCGCCUGCAAGCUGUGUGAAGCCAUCUGCCCUGCCCAGGCCAUCACCAUUGAGGCAGAGCCCCGUUCGGACGGCAGCAGGAGGACAACGCGCUACGACAUCGACAUGACCAAAUGUAUUUACUGUGGCUUCUGCCAAGAGGCCUGUCCUGUUGAUGCCAUCGUGGAGGGCCCCAACUUUGAGUUUUCCACAGAGACCCAUGAGGAGCUGCUCUACAACAAAGAGAAACUGCUCAACAACGGAGACAAGUGGGAGGCCGAGAUCGCUGCCAACAUACAAGCUGAUUACCUCUAUCGAUAGACAGACAGGCUGGCUGACGCGGUCUCCUGUACCGGCAGCCAGCCCACAGAUACCUAUCCUGGGGCACAUUCAAUAGGGAUACGUUGUGGAAAUUUUCAUAAAGAAAUUACAUCAAUAGAGUUGACAUGAUUCUUUAUUCUACUUGUCAAUGAGGCAUGUUUUUUCUACAUACCAUAUGUCUGAACGUUCCACAACGCUGUGCCCUGCUGAACGCACCCCUGAUGUCUAUGCUCAACAGUACUGUCUAUCUGAUUCGGGGUAAGAUAUUGCCCCAAACCACAGAUCUAGGAUCAGAUCAAAUUAACUUGAACCAGUAGGAACAAGAGAAAAAAAUCUGACCAUGUGUUUGUUAGUGGUUAGGGACAACUACAUACUCUGUGUCCCAAAUGGUACCUUACCUCCUAUAUAGUGCACUACCUUUGACCAGGGCCCAUAAGACUGGUCAAAAGUAAUGCACUAUAUAAGGAAUAGGGUGGCUUUUGGGACGCAGUCCUACUCUGUUUUAAGGGCGGCGUGUUAUCAUUUUGUCGGAGAGUAAUACACAACCAGUUGGCACAUGAUACUCGGGCUCUAUUAUAAUUAUUAUUAAUAUCCUCAAACUAGAGAAUAUAUUAGCCUGCUGCAAACACAAAGUUACAUGGGGGUUUGUUGUCAUGAUAAUUGUACAAAGGUUAAGUACUUAUGGACUUGAAAUUAUGAAGAAUAAAUAUUGUUCUGUCCUAAGUUUUAAAA